Molecule: messenger RNA, 1930 nt
Organism: Pungitius pungitius (ninespine stickleback)
Lineage: Eukaryota; Metazoa; Chordata; Actinopteri; Perciformes; Gasterosteidae
Product: actin-related protein 2-A-like
Exons: 9
Coding region: 111-1295 (394 amino acids)
Biological process (GO): Arp2/3 complex-mediated actin nucleation
Cellular component (GO): actin cortical patch; Arp2/3 protein complex
Molecular function (GO): actin filament binding
Source: RefSeq, a predicted model, not a curated record
CACUCACCGGAUGUGUGCAACACCCACACCCUUCCCUCCCUCCUGUUGUCAGCCGGGUCGGUGGCCGAACUAAGUUCAGGGAGGUUCAGCGGCUACUGGGCUUUUACACAAUGGACAGCCAGGGAAGGAAAGUGGUGGUCUGUGACAACGGGACCGGGUUUGUCAAGUGCGGCUAUGGAGGCUCCAACUUCCCAGAGCACAUCUUCCCUGCGCUGGUGGGGAGGCCCAUCAUUCGCUCCACAGCCAAAGUGGGGAACAUUGAGAUCAAGGACCUGAUGGUGGGCGACGAGGCCAGCGAGCUGCGCUCCAUGCUGGAGGUCAACUACCCGAUGGAGAAUGGCAUCGUCAGGAACUGGGACGACAUGAAGCACCUGUGGGACUACACCUUCGGCCCGGAGAAGCUCAACAUCGACUCCCGCAACUGCAAGAUCCUCCUGACUGAGCCGCCCAUGAACCCCACCAAGAACCGCGAGAAGAUCAUCGAGGUGAUGUUUGAGACCUACCAGUUCUCAGGGGUCUACAUUGCUAUUCAAGCUGUGCUGACUCUGUACGCCCAAGGCCUCCUGACCGGCGUGGUGGUGGACUCGGGGGACGGUGUGACACACAUCUGUCCGGUCUACGAGGGCUUCAGUUUGCCGCAUCUGACGAGGCGCCUGGACAUCGCAGGCAGGGACAUCACCCGCUACCUGAUCAAGCUGCUGCUGCUGAGGGGCUACGCCUUCAACCACUCGGCGGACUUUGAGACGGUGCGCAUGAUGAAGGAGAAGCUGUGCUACGUGGGCUACAACAUCGAGCAGGAGCAGAAGCUGGCGCUGGAGACCACCGUGCUGGUGGAGUCGUACACGCUGCCAGAUGGCCGCUUGAUCAAAGUGGGAGGCGAGCGGUUCGAGGCCCCCGAGGCUCUGUUCCAGCCCCACCUCAUCAACGUGGAGGGCGUCGGAGUGGCCGAGCUCCUCUUCAACACCAUCCAGGCGGCCGACAUAGACACCAGGCCCGAUUUCUACAAGCACAUCGUCCUGUCGGGGGGGUCCACCAUGUACCCGGGCCUGCCGUCCCGGCUGGAGAGGGAGCUGAAGCAGUUGUACCUGGAGCGCGUGCUGAAGGGAGACGUGGACAAGCUCUCGAAGUUCAAGAUCCGGAUCGAGGACCCCCCCAGGCGGAAGCACAUGGUGUUCCUGGGCGGAGCCGUGCUGGCCGACAUCAUGAAGGACAAGGACAACUUCUGGCUGACCCGCGAGGAGUACCAGGAGAAAGGAGUCCGCGUGCUGGAGAAACUGGGAGUCACCGUCAGAUAAAGCAGCCGCACACACACACACACACACACACAGAGUAUAUAUCUAUUCAUCCCUCUUCUCUCGGCUGGGGAUCGAGCCGUUUCCUCCUCCUCUCUCUCCUGGUUUUGGAUCUUCACUGAAACGCCCAAAAAGGGUUCAAGUUGUCCUGCUGGUGCGUCUUUUUUCUGUAUUUUUUUAAAUAUCUUGUGCAGAAGGUUAAAACUUUCUUUACCUUCAAAAUAUUUUGUUUGUCUUGAGUUUUUUUUUUUAAAUUCUUUUUAGACCUUUUUCAAAAAGUCCCCAGAGGGGACGAAGCAAAGUUUCUGUAAUAUCCAAAUCGGAGCCCUCUACCAAUCAGAGCCCUCCAUCCAGCGGCCAUGGCCCGCCUCCAGCUGAGUGACAACUGAUCACCUUUGUUCUUUUUUUAAUAACUGAUGUUUUUUUCUUUGAAUUGUCUCUUCUGGGAGAGGACUAACUUUUUUUAGUUUGAGUAUUAAUGUGUAUAUUUUUAUUUUUCCCUUUUAAAUAUCCGGUGCCAAGAGCAGUUAACGUUAACUGGGUCUGUUUUAACGUCUUUUCUUUUUGUCUCUUCUAUUUUCCCAUGUUGUUCAUAACUGCCUAACGCUGAUUUAAUAAAGAAAGUGAUUUAUAAAGUU